Molecule: messenger RNA, 996 nt
Organism: Aspergillus japonicus CBS 114.51
Lineage: Eukaryota; Fungi; Ascomycota; Eurotiomycetes; Eurotiales; Aspergillaceae
Product: 2EXR domain-containing protein
Exons: 1
Coding region: 1-996 (331 amino acids)
Source: RefSeq, a predicted model, not a curated record
AUGAAGAUCAUCAACCCGGUCCGAGACUCGCAGUCUCCCCGCACGAAACGCCUAACAACUUUCCAUCCCUUCCUUAGGCUUCCAGCCGAGCUACAGCUCCAAAUCUGGGAGAUGUCCCUCGAGGACUAUGGGCUUCUCCGGUUGAAAGACUCCGAUGUCAUAAGUCUCUAUCCGAUGAACCUGAGAUUCUUGGACAGCGCCCCCGGUCAGCAGCCCGAAAUUAGACGACGGCUCCACAUCCCGGUCCCACCCCUCAAGCAAGUCUGCCAUACAUCCCGCCACACUGCUGAGAGGUGGCUCAAUCGAGAAUUGGCUCGCUACGAAGUGCUCCGGGCGGCGGAAUGCUGCGACCCUCCCGACAAAGACGACUCACACUCCCCGUUAGAGAGGCUUUGGAUAUUUUCCUUGGUCCGAAAAACCCAGCAAGACCACGAGAAAAGGAUCGUGCACUACACGACCAACUGCUGGCAGAGCUCUUGGGAAGCCGGCUUGGACUAUGGAAGUAACCAGGUCUACGUCUCGCCGGACGACUACCGGCAAGUGCGGGCGCAAUGGGAAGGGGGCUACCUGCCGAAGCUGCUAUGGCAUCGCCGCCGCGGCCAGCAGCGGAGGCGGUGGUGCAGCUGGGAGCUGACCGUGCCGCUCGAGGUGCUGCAGCUCGAUCUUGACGCGCUUGUAAUACUGUUUGGCAAUGCCGUCUGUGGACUCCAUGACUUAUAUAUCGUCGUCGACGGGCUGCCGCGAGGUCGCGCCGGCGGGCACAUCAAGACUACGGACUGGGUGGUGAUUGACCGGGAAACGCCAAAGUAUCGCCACGGGAAGCAGCUAGUGCGGGAGCCGCUGGGAAAUCACCUCGCGUGGGAUGACGGGGAGAGUAUCUUUAAGCAAGAGGUCUAUGACCUGAUCGAGGCUGCGGCCCGUCGGGUGACCAUUUCCACCUGGGGGGAUUUCAAGGUCAUCCCUGUGGUGGCGGAGCAUAGAUUUCGGCUUAGGUAG